This is a messenger RNA of Pseudocercospora fijiensis CIRAD86, 1715 nucleotides long. RefSeq lists its product as uncharacterized. The transcript is spliced from 3 exons. Gene Ontology annotation, cellular component: mitochondrial inner membrane. The record is from RefSeq and is a predicted model, not a curated record. Gene Ontology annotation, molecular function: fatty-acyl-CoA binding; glutaryl-CoA dehydrogenase activity; flavin adenine dinucleotide binding. Gene Ontology annotation, biological process: fatty acid beta-oxidation using acyl-CoA dehydrogenase; fatty-acyl-CoA biosynthetic process. Bases 33 to 1301 code for a protein of 422 amino acids. NCBI's taxonomy places the organism in Eukaryota, Fungi, Ascomycota, Dothideomycetes, Mycosphaerellales, Mycosphaerellaceae.
AAGAUUUCUUAUUGUCUGCCAUAUCUGUCAAGAUGUUCAAGUCAUUAACAACGCGUGCCGCCAGGCAAUACACAGCAUCAGUCAUUGGCCGCCGCUAUGCAUCAACGCCCACCGCAUUCGAUUGGAAGGAUCCGCUCAACUCGGCCAUAAAUUUCACAGAGGAAGAGCUUGCGAUUGCAGAGACUGCAGAGUCAUAUUGCCAAGAGCGGAUGCUUCCUAGAGUACUUGAGGCAUAUCGAAAUGAAGACUACGAUAGGAAGAUCUUAGAAGAGAUGGGCGAGCUUGGCCUGCUUGGGGCCACAAUAAAAGGAUAUGGGUGCGCUGGCGUGUCCUCGGUAGCUUCUGGCUUGAUCACGCGUGCCGUAGAAAGAGUCGACUCUGGAUACCGAUCAGGAAUGAGCGUGCAAUCGUCACUGGCUAUGGGCGGUAUCGAAGAAUUUGGCACGCAGGAACAGAAGGACAUGUUCUUGCCCGAGAUGGCCAGGGGCAAGAUGUUGGGCUGCUUUGGCCUGACAGAGCCCAACCACGGCUCAGAUCCUGGAAGCAUGGAAAGUGUGGCGAAGCCGCAUCCAACCAAGGAAGGAUACUACAGCUUGUCGGGUGCAAAGACUUGGAUCACCAACUCACCGAUUGCAGAUGUAUUCCUUGUCUGGGCGAAGCUGCAGGAGACUGGCAAGAUUCGAGGCUUUACGAUCAAACGAUCAGACUGUCCACCUGGUACCUUGGAGACUCCUCCUUUGAAGCACAAGAAUGGUCUUCGAGCAUCGAUCACCGGUAUGAUCCAGAUGGAUGAUCUGCCAGUGCCGAAGGAGAUGAUGUUCCCAGAAGUUGAGGGCUUGCGAGGACCAUUUUCCUGCUUGAACAGUGCACGAUAUGGUAUUGCGUGGGGUGUUAUGGGUGCACUAGAAGACUGCAUUGCUCGAGCACGAGAAUAUGCUCUCGAGCGGAAGCAGUUUAAGGGCAAUCCUAUCGCAAAAUAUCAGCUUGUGCAGAAGAAGCUCGCAGAUGCCACAACUGAUGCCGCAUACGGCAUUCUCGCAGCAUAUCAGGUCGGUAGACUGAAGGACGAGGGCAAGGCCGCACCAGAGAUGAUCUCUAUGAUCAAGCGACAGAAUUGUGAUCGAGCACUUAUCGGAGCACGAAAUCUGCAGGAAAUAUUUGGCGGCAACGCUGCUUCAGAUGAGUACCAUAUUGGACGACAUGUUUCCAAUCUGUUCGUGACACAGACGUACGAGGGACAAAGUGAUAUUCACUCAUUGAUUCUAGGUCGGGCUAUUACCGGCAUUCAAGCCUUUGUUUAGAACCGUCGGACGUUUCGGCCAGGUCUCACUUGGCAGGCUUCCGUCAUCAUGCAGCAUUGUUCGUGCUUGGUGGUUUAUACAAAAUAGGAGAGGGCUGCAGACAGACCUUAUACAGUACUGUCGGGAGGCAAAUUCGCGGACAGGCAAGCGACCACAGCGGUGUGUUCCAGCCGCAGAGGCUCUAACUAGUGUAUGUUGCAUCGAAAGGAGGCUGUGGUUGCCGCGCGCCUGCAGCAGAGUCGAAGACUCGAAGUCUAAAAGCGCAACCCUGCAUUGCAUUUGGCCGCUGAGAAUAUGUCGUGGAACCGGACCGCCACCUGAUGUGUUGCCAUUCCUGUCCAUGUCCCUUGUUCUCUACACUUCCAACCCGCUUCUAAAGAUUCUCCUUCACUGAAACAAGAACAUUUUUAACUC